CCUCCGAUCCGCUCUCUCGUCUGUUCCCUUAACCAGCCAUCCCCUCCCUCCCCCUCCUACUGGCUUCUUCUCCCUCUUAUGUGCAGGCAAUGCCAUGUCCCGCCCCCAGGUCAGCAUCGACCGGCUUACCCCCCGUCGCGUCCAUGCCGAGCCCCGCGAGUCGAUGAACUGCAAGUCUUGUCGGAAACGAAAGAUCAAAUGUAAUCGUCUACGCCCGAGCUGUGAGGCCUGCAAGGUCUUCCAGUGUCCUUGUAUCUAUGACGCCGUUCCCAAAAAGCGUGGGCCCAAAACCGAUGUGCUUGAGGCCCUGCUGAAGCGUGUCGAUGGACUGGAGAAACGUCUCCAGGAAGACUCGCCCAUUUCGCCUACCUCUGCCACCUCGCCAAUUAAAUCGUUGGAACAGCAUCUGCUGCCGUCCGCAUCGACCUCGUUCCAACUGCCCCCGCCUUCGCAUAGUUUUCCGCCCCCACCGCCGCAACCACAGCCUCGGCUACCGGAUUCCAUGCUGGACACCUACUUUGCUCGUCUACAUGGGAAGCCGUACUGGAUUCUGGACGAGCCUGCUACUCGUCAGCGGCAUCAGCAUGGCCAAUUACCGGCCCAUUUAUCUAUGGCCAUCUACGCGCUCACGCUGAGAUAUACCACGCCUAAUCCACCCCAGGGGAGCCUCGAGUCUGCUCGCCAGGCGCGACGGCUAGUCGACAUUGACAAUCCGUCGAUCGAAGGGACACAGUCUCUUUUAUUGCUCUGUCAUACAUUUUUCGCCUACGGCUGUGGCAAAACAGCCUACAUGGUCCUAGCUAACGCGGUGUCCAUGACUUUGGCGCUGGACUUGUAUCGAGAAGCACCCGCGGCGCUGCCUGCGGCGGAACGCGAGAUGAGACGGCGACUGUUCUGGACCGUCUACGUGAUGGAUCGGUUUCUUACUUGUGGGUCUAAACGACCGUGUCUCAUCGCCGACCACUCCAUCGUUCUCCGUCUCCCCGGCGCCGGCGCCGGCUCCGAAGCCGGCGAAUGCUUCAACCCGGUCGGUCCCAAUAUUCACUACUCCCCGGAUCGUCGGAAAGGCCCUGGAGGCCCCGCGCUCCUGGUCGAUAUCACGCGCAUUCUAGGCGUCACCCAUCGCUAUCUAGCCGCCGGAGGCGUCAAGGGCGACUCCCACUUUCCCUGGCACGCCCUCUCCAACCUGUCCAAGAUCCGCCAGGAACUCGACCUCUGGGCAGCCGGCACGCAGGACCUGUUUGCGUCGAUCGAGACGCUGUUCGGCCAUCCGGAUAGCACGCUGCUGCUAUUGAGCAAGCUGAUCUAUCAUCUGGUGCACUGUCUACUCUACCGACCCUUCUUGCCGAUUGACCUGGUGGAACUGCGCGGCACGGGGCAGCAUCAGUCGUGGCAGAUUGAGGCGACGACGCUCUGCUUCUCUCACGCCAACGCCAUCGCCGAGCUGGUGGAGCUGGCGCGACAUGCCCCGCGGAUUGAGUGGCCGGCCUUAGUGGCAUACUGCGUCUGCACGGCCGGCACAGUGCACGUGCACGGGGUACACUAUCACGGGCGUGAGGGGGAGGUAUUUGCGUCGAGCGCAGACUUUUUGGCGCGUGAGAUGCACCAGCUGUCGUGGUUGCGGCAGUACUGGGCGGGGGUGCAGCACCAACGGGAGAUGCUGCAAAGCAUCUCGGCGUGUCACGCUGAGCUGGUGCGGACCAUGGCGGUGCGGCCAGUGCGAUUUGCGCCGGUGUUUCACUUGGAGGACUUCCUGGACCGGUAUCCAGGGCUGGCAGUGGAUGGAGGACAUGUCCGAUUAGUGGAUGUGGACCAGCCUAUGCCGCUUGAUCAACCGGACUUCUCCGGCCGACUGAUGUACCCACCCACAUCCUCCUUACCAUCCCAAGGACGACCGUCUAUCAGCUUCCAGCCAUCCCAACCAUCACCACCGUGGCCGCAGCCCGACUUGAAUCUACCCGAGGGCAGUCUCGGGUUCUCCCCGGGGGUGGGCACUUCGCCGGCGGCGUUUUUGUCCGACACAUUUACGGCCCCCACACCACCAGCACAACCCCAGUACGCAACAUUCCCGUUCGAGGCGACCCCAGGCGGGGCGGCCCUCACACCAGACGCGCCGUCGCAAAGCUCUGGGGGAAUGGGGCCAGCAGCGACAGGCGAUAGCGAAAAGGACCCGUUCCUGAGUUUACUGGAGCAGUUGGCGGAGAACGAGCACUCACAGGGAGGACCCAGCGAACUGGACUUUUUCCUGGGAGAGGGAUUGGACACGAUACCGGGGGAGAUUCCUGAUGGAAUUCCGGAGGGCGAAUGAUAUGAUACCCUGUAUAAUACCAGCAUAGCAUAGCAGAUACGAAUCACAUGACAUGAC
Molecule: messenger RNA, 2365 nt
Organism: Aspergillus sclerotioniger CBS 115572
Lineage: Eukaryota; Fungi; Ascomycota; Eurotiomycetes; Eurotiales; Aspergillaceae
Product: transcription factor domain-containing protein
Exons: 6
Coding region: 95-2308 (737 amino acids)
Biological process (GO): regulation of DNA-templated transcription; DNA-templated transcription
Cellular component (GO): nucleus
Molecular function (GO): zinc ion binding; DNA binding; DNA-binding transcription factor activity, RNA polymerase II-specific
Source: RefSeq, a predicted model, not a curated record